UGGAUCUACCGAGCCGAAAGCCAUCGCUCCCGCGCCUCCCGGCCGGCCGGACCCAUAGAGAUUAACGGAACGACCGUAGCCCCCGAGUCCCUCCGGGGUUCGCUCCUUCGGCCCCGUGGCGAGGGCGGCGGGACGUCUGCGCGGGCGGGAGGGAGGAAGGCUGCGCUUCUCCUCGCCGCGUCUCCUCCGCAGGGGAGGGGAGGCCGAUGAGCCCCCAGGACUGCCCUCGGGGCACGACUUCGGAGCGCUCCGGGCGUCCGUCCGCAGCGUGGAUGUGAGCCGCACGAGAGGGGAUGCUCCAGGCUGCCUCUGCCCAGUGACGGCCGGCGGCUGCUCCGGGGCUUCGGCGUGGCCUCGCGCUCAAGGGCUUUGGCUGUGGUGAAGAUGUCCAUGGUGUUCCCGUGAAGCUGAGGUAUGGCUGCUGGAAGGUUGCUGCUGUAUGCUGGCCUCUCUUUAGCUUUGUGUGCCCUGGGCAUGCUGGCUGUGGCGAUCUGCUCUGACCACUGGUACGAAACUGAUGCCCGGAAGCACAGGGAGAGGUGCAAAAGCAUCACCACUAAGAGAAAUGAUCCUGGCUUUAUUUACAACUCCAACAACAACCUGCCUCUCAGGGCCAGCAGGUCGAGGUUGGACCGCUGGGAAGGGAAACUCCUCUUGGCAAGGAACAGGAGGCAGAUCUUUGCCAUGAGUGCGGUCGACGAGUGCAACAGACAGUACAACUCAACCAACAUGGGGCUCUGGAGGAAAUGCCACCGACAAGGAUUCGACCAAGAGCUGGAGGAGCUGAUUGCCAAAGGAGCAAUUGAGCGGUGCUCAUACAUCAAGUACCACUACUCCUCAGCAACCAUUCCCAAGAACCUCACCUACAACAUCACCAAGACAAUCCGCCAGGAUGAGUGGCAUGCCUUGCAAUUUGGCAGCUAUGAGUGCCCCACAGCCUAUAAAACAGACUUCAGACAAUCACCCAACUCAUGCUGGGAUCAGAGAAAAUGAGGAGAACAUGGUUAGAGACUGCAUCUAAAAAGAUUUCUUAAAUGAAUUGGCCUAUUGUCACCAAGGACUUCUGGGGUAAGCAUAGAGGAAAGCACUUGUGAGUGAGGGAGCAGGAGCUGUGUGUUAGCUGACUGAUCUCAGCACCUACCACUCUUAAUUACAGCAUUGCAUGGGUUUCCAGCUUUCACACUGCCCCUUUUGAAGGGCUCACAGUUUUCAUUUGCUAGCUUGGGUAUGUUUGAUACUGCAGCUUUCAAAAUGUUUUGAUAUUUUUUGUUUGGUUUUGUUGUAUUUGUACAUGCAGACACUUGAAUUCACCUUGGCUUACAUGGUGUUUUAUGUUGCCUCCUGUUAUGUUGGAAAAAUGAAGGCACGUUUUUACCUCCAUCAUAGAAAAGAGUUGUAGGGUACUUAAGGAGCUGUUCUGAAUGCAAGGAGGUUGAGAGAAAACCCCAUCCAGCCUUGUGACUUUUGCAGAGGAGCGUUAGAGACAUUUUGCUUGUUGCAAUGUGGAGAUGUUGACAGGUAAAAUACCAUCGCUAAUCAUUUCCAGUCAUUCAGCCAGUCAAAAUACAGCUUUAUUAAUAUGCAUGGAGUGAGCUCUGUUUCCCUUGUUUCCCUCUUGAGAGAGACAGAGGGGGAGAGAUGGGCGUUUUUCUAUGUCUCUUGGCUAAUCAAGAAUGAUGCCUUGCACACUCUUAGGGUGAGAACACAGGAAAGAACAAACAGGGUGAUCUAAUGGGUCUUUUCCAUCUCUGACUUCUAUAAUUUUUGAUUUAUAUACCGAUUUAAUGCCUGGUUUAUGAUGAUUUAUAUCCUGGUUUAUUUAUACCCCGGUUUGGUGCCCCACCCCACACUGUUAGCAAGAUGAAAGCCAGCCAGUGAAAUAUUUCAAGGUGAUUACAUGCCACACGCCACACACAGGGUUAGUAAUGAGGAGUAAGUGCUUCCUUGCACCAGUGCUAGGAGAAAGACUUAAGUGGAACAUUUUGAAAAUUAGAUUUUUGUCAUUUGUUCGUGAAGCCAUACACCAUCCACAGGGGAACAUCACAGCAGCCAGCAUGAAAUAGAUGCCAACAAACUUGGAAUCAAACAACCUGGCUUUGACCCUGACAGAAGCUUCAGGCUGAAACAUGGAGGUGAUUUUUGUAUGGUGAUAGCUUUUAGGCAGUAGUUGCCAGUUUAAUUACUGUUUUUCAGUGAUGCUCUUUAUACACUGAAUUUUGGAAUAAACCUGAUUCUCAUGUACAACCAGAGCAUUGUCCUACUUUUGAAUUUAAAAGAUCUAAAAUGUGAGAACACUGAUGUAUGAAAACUUAUGCAGCUUUAUGUUCUUAGACUCUCCUACCAAUAACCGAGCCCUGAGUUCAGGCUGAAUUAAGUCUUGUCCCAGGAAGAUUGAAGGAAGCUGAAGGAUUUCUCAGGACCCAUCCUAGGACUCCUUAAUUGGAUGAAUGAAUUACAGUUUAGCUGCUGAAAUUAUUCUCUGCCCGCCUCCAGGAACUGAUUGUGCAGUUGGUAAGGGAAUGGGAAAUCAGGAAUAUAAAUCAACUGCAGGUAUCUCCUGUGGGACUUCAGAGUUCCGUCUCUCAAAUCUCAUCUGACUGUUCUGGAUGUAGGUUGUGUUUAAUGGAGCAUGAGACUGUGUGUUCCUCUGCAUCAUUGGAAUUAUGACAGCUAAUUUGAGUAUCUGUCAGUGGUGUGUUCAAUUGAUCAAUAUCUUUCAUAAAUACAAACUCUAUCAUUUCUGACUCCAAAUCUGUCUUUUCUGCCUUGCCCUUUGCGUCCCUGUUUGUUUUCUUGUUGUUUAUUUUAUUUAUUUAUUUAUUUUUUCUCCCCAAACUUGAUUCUCACCUAGAUGUACCGAGAAUGAAAUCAAUGGAAGACUAUCACUUACUGACAUAAGAGGGACUUCUUUGUCAUACACAACAAUGGCUGUAAAUAAUUUAGCAGUGUCCACAUCUUUCCUUUCUUCCCAUAAGGCCGGGUUUAUUAAAAUUUUAUGGCAGGGGACAUGGAGGUGGCUGAAUAACUGUUUUAUCUGAUAAAAUCUUUAGCAGUGCAUUAACUCUGUAUUGGCUGCUCCUCACUCAUCACGGACACGUACUAAAUCAGUUUUCCUCUUACAGAAUCCAUUCUACAGUAUGGUACAGUUACAAAUGAGAGCAAAGUUAAUGCUGUUCCUUACAGCUGUCAUGCUUGACUGUGGUGCUAUGAGAAACAAAGGGUUAAACUGCAAAAUCUUGUUGCCAGUAUUGGGAAGAAGUCAGUAGAGGCACAAAUCCACAUGCACAAAGAUGCUAAUCAGAAGAGACUAAUGGGCAGGGUACAAAGAAUUUAGAUUUGCUUACAUUUAUACCAGAAUAAUAAUUCCACUAGACAUUCGGAGAUGUAGAAACAAGUGAAAUCAGCAUCUGGGUGGGAAAUACUCCAUGGAGUUUUCAGAAAAGAAAAAGUGCUCCUUUAAAUUUAGACUUUUUGAUAUUUUGGCACUAAAUCAGUGCAAGUAAACGGAUCUCAGAAUUACAUAUUCCUGGUGUUAGUGAUGCUGCUGGCUGUGCAGUGCCCCUUCCAUCCCAGCAUCCUAAAACACUGGAGCAAUGCUUUUCACUCAAUAUCCUUCUGACGUAAACAGGUGCAGAAAGAAGAAUGCAGCCCAGUACACCCAUUUCACAUGUGGGAAAAGAGAGUUUACAUGGAAGUUAAUUGACCUGCUAAAUGUCACGCAGAGAGUGAGUGGGAGAGCCAGAAACAGAACUCAGGUCUCCAACCUCCCACUGCUGUGCUAGACAACCUUGCCUCCUGUAGUGCCAGAGUUCAUGCUGCUUAUCUCUCAGAAAAGACCAUUGCAAAAUUCUGUACAGGGAAAAAUGUUUUUUCUAAAGAUAGGUAGAAAUAAUACUUUCCACAUGAAAGCUUAGUGACCCAAACCAGAAUCCAUUACAUACAUUAAUGGUGAUUUUCUCUUAGAAAUAAUGGCCUGAAAAAAAAAGAAAAGAAAAGAAAAAAAAAG
This is a messenger RNA of Meleagris gallopavo (turkey), 4006 nucleotides long. The record is from RefSeq and is a predicted model, not a curated record. Lineage: Eukaryota; Metazoa; Chordata; Aves; Galliformes; Phasianidae.